AUGGGCAUCACAGACAUCUACCUGGUGCGUGUAUUCAACAACAGCGGCGACGUCAACCAGGGGCAGGGGCUGGUGUACGGCUCGUCCCUCAUCCUGGCAUACACGCAGUGCGAGGGCAAGCUGGCGUACCUGCAGGCGACCAACCCCACCAAAAAGUUCCGAAUGGUCAUCAACAUGAGCUUGGGGGCGCCGGGUCCCCUCACAAUUGAGAAGCUCUUUUUCAAGGAGGCGACCGCGCGGCCGGACAUGCUGUUUGUUGCCUCCGCCGGCAACAACGGCACCGAUGCCUUCCAGUGGCUCAACUACCCGGCAGCGUACGACGGCGUCCUGAGCGUCGGCGCCGUCGACUGCGUGAACGAGGUCCAACCCUGGAGCCAAAGGGACGUGCGCGUUGACAUCGUCGCGCCAGGGGCCGACAUCCUUUCAACAUACCCGGUUGAGAAGAGCGCCAAGUCUGGCAAGGCGGCCGGCUACUUUGCGUAUGGGGCCGUCUCCCUGAACAUGGCCCCCGCCGCCCAGUACUCGGGCAUCGGAUCGUUCCAGGGGCCCGUCGCGGACUGCGGGGCCGGGGACGCGCCGUGCCCCGCGGCGAAGGGCGCGGCGUGCAUGGUGCAGUCGGCGCCGCGCGAGGUGGCGCGGCCGGACGGGCGGAAGGCGCAGGUGCUGCCGACGCUGUGCUCGCUGGUGCAGUUUUGCAUCGAGGCGGGCGCCAAGGCGGUGGUUUUGGUGCCGCCCGUCGAAGUCCCCGGCUUUGGGCCAUACCCCAAGAACUCGGUCUCCUCGCCGCUACUCGACUGCACCCUCGGCGGCCGCGUCAGGCCCGUCGUGACCGGCGUCGCCGCGCGCGUGUGGGCGGCGUUCCCUGACUGCACUUCGCAGCACAUCAAAGAGGCCCUCCUUAAGUCGGCCAAGGACGUGGGCGCAAAGGGCUGGGACAAGGAGAGCGGCUGGGGGCUGGUGCAGGCGGAGGCAGCGUUUGACUCCUGA
Molecule: messenger RNA, 987 nt
Organism: Monoraphidium neglectum
Lineage: Eukaryota; Viridiplantae; Chlorophyta; Chlorophyceae; Sphaeropleales; Selenastraceae
Product: cold-active alkaline serine protease
Exons: 8
Coding region: 1-987 (328 amino acids)
Biological process (GO): proteolysis
Molecular function (GO): serine-type endopeptidase activity
Source: RefSeq, a predicted model, not a curated record